Molecule: messenger RNA, 1311 nt
Organism: Adineta ricciae
Lineage: Eukaryota; Metazoa; Rotifera; Eurotatoria; Adinetida; Adinetidae
Source: the annotation of a GenBank genome assembly
AUGGAUUAUAUGUGGAUUCGUGGCUCUACUCAGUACUAUUUCGAUUCCAAGAGAUCAAGUUUAUCAUUGAAUUCAUUUGUUCUAGGUGCAUUAUGUUAUGCUGAAAUCGGAACAGUAAUACCGCUGAGUGGUGCUGAAUUAGCCUACAUGAAAGAAGGAAUUGGAUCAGUUCAUGCCCGAACGGGUGAUGUACUUGCCUUUGUUUUCAGUUGGGCAAAUACAUUUAUUAUUUUACCAUCAACCGCUGCUAUUCUCACACUAACAUUUUCAACGUACUUUCUUUCGGGAAUUAUGGAUAAUUGUGGUCCACCUGUUGAAUUAGUAAAAAUGACAGCUAUUUUUGCUAUUGUCGUUCUCGCCAAUGUCAAUGCGUUCAGUGCUACAACAGCUAAUCGUCUAAACAUAGUGUUUACUCUGUCCAAAGUAGUGACAAUCUUGGUUAUUGUGACGGCUGGUCUUGUACGAAUUGGACAAGGACAUACAGAAAAUUUGAAACAUUCUUUCCAUGGUACAACAAACAAACCGUUAAGAAUUGCCCUUGCCUUCUAUUCAGGACUUUGGGCUUAUAGUGGAUGGGGUAGCUUAACGACAGUAACAGAAGAACUGAAAAAUCCUAAAAAAAAUUUAUGGUUAUCAAUUGUUGUAGCUUUGCCAAUAGUGAUCGUUCUGUAUGUUCUUACCAAUAUAUCGUAUUUUACAGUAAUGACGAAAUCUGCAUUGCUCAGUUCAGACGCUGUUGCUAUGACAUGGGGCGAAGUGGUAUUAGGGUCAGUUGCUCGUGUAUUACCAGUAUUGAUAGCCUUGAGUGCAUUAGGUAGUGCAAAUGGAUUGACUUAUACGAGUGCUCGGUAUUGUAUGGUUAGUGCAUGUUAUGGGCUUGUCUGUUUUUUGAAUGAAUUCGAUUCAUUUGAUUGUUUUCUGAAGACGAUUCUGGCAAUAAUUUAUUGCAUUCCAAGUGAUAUUGAAGGUCUGAUCAGUUAUUUCAGUUUUGUGUCUUGGCUUUUCUGCGGAUUAACAUUUGUCGCUACACUUUGGUGCAAAUUCACAAAACGUGAUGUUCUUCGGUUGAUUAAGGUUCCUAUAACUCUGGUUAUAUUUAUUAUACUGAUAUGUAUUUAUCUUGUCAUCGCACCCGUUAUCUCCUAUCCGAACAUCGGUUUUCUCAUUGCAUCUAUCAUUUUACUUCUUAGUUUGAUAGUUUAUUAUAUAUUUAUCUUUCGACAAGUCCAACCCAAGUUUAUGAAGAAACUUAAUGGGUCUAUCGAAAAUUUCUUCAAUUUAACCAAAUCAGACAUUAAUAUUGAAACAUAA